Onychostruthus taczanowskii (white-rumped snowfinch) is the source of this 506-nucleotide messenger RNA. It is a transcript of the gene ATP5MC2, whose product is annotated as ATP synthase membrane subunit c locus 2. The record is from RefSeq and is a predicted model, not a curated record. Gene Ontology annotation, molecular function: proton transmembrane transporter activity. The transcript is spliced from 3 exons. Lineage: Eukaryota; Metazoa; Chordata; Aves; Passeriformes; Passeridae. Bases 18 to 455 code for a protein of 145 amino acids. Gene Ontology annotation, biological process: proton motive force-driven ATP synthesis; proton transmembrane transport.
AGCCUCCCCGGCCGCGCAUGCGCACACGGAGCGGCCGCGACCGGAGCCCGCCGUGUCCCUCGGCCGUGUCCCCGUGUCCUUCUGUCCUCGCCAUGCUCACCUGUGCCAAGCUCAUCUCGGCUCCUGCUCUUGUGCGGCCGGGCGCGGCGCGGGCGCUGCGCACGAGCGCUGCCCUCGGGGACAUCGACACGGGGGUCUAUGGAGGGGACAGGGCUCUGGGAGGGGACAGGGGCUCUGGGAGGGGAUGGGGGGCUUUGGGGGGACAGGGUCUAUGGAGGGGACAGGGCUCUGGGGGGAGGACAGGGACCGAGGUGGCCGUGCCCCGGCCCCGCUCCCGCAGGAACCCGUCCCUGAAGCAGCAGCUCUUCUCCUACGCCAUCCUGGGCUUCGCGCUCUCCGAGGCCAUGGGGCUCUUCUGCCUCAUGGUGGCCUUCCUCAUCCUCUUCGCCAUGUGAGCGGCGCGGUGACAGCGGGCACGGCCAGCCAAUAAAGACGGUUCGGUGACA